GACCGCCUGUAUUCAAUUUGAAAAGGACGCACGUUGACAGGGUCACCACCUGCUCUAGAGACGACACCCUGACAAGGUCAGUCAUGAGUUUUGCCCCAAGCCCGUGUGUCCCAGCAGGUGCACGCAGCAUCCAAGAGCAGCGAGAGCGCUGGGAUAGGAAGAGGAAGUGCACAGGUCGUGAACUGGUCCAGAGUGAACAGAAGUACUGUGAACAGUUAGACCUAAUCACUACAUACUUUGUGGAGAUUCUGAAGGCCAAAGGAACCCUGAGGCAGGACAUUAGAGAGAGCAUCUUCAGUUCAAUUAAAUCCAUUCAUUUAGUAAACCAGACACUACUGACUCACCUGGAGGAAGGAAAGUUUGGUUAUGGCUUUGAGCAGUUCUGCCCUCACCUUCAUUUCUACACUGCCUAUGUCGACAACAUCCAGACUGCGAAAAGGGUUCUGAUGGUGCAGCUGAAGAAAAACAAAGCAUUCAGGAGAUUUAAGAAGCUUCAGGAGUCCAGACCCGAGUUCCAUAAGAUGAAACUCGAAGAUCUGCUUCCUCUUCCCUUACAGCGCAUUCAACAGUACAAGCAUUUCUUGAGGGACUUGACAGAGAACACCAGUCCAGACAACCCAGAGUUUCAACAGCUUUCAAGGGCUGUGAAGGCUGUCUCUGAGGUCGCCCAGCGGAUCCAGGACAACGCCCGCAGCCAUGAGAACCACCUGCAGCUGCGCAGAGUCCAGAAACUGCUCAAGGGCCGAAAGACCAGGCUGCUGGCUCCAGAUCGGUGGUAUGUUCGUGAAGGCUGGCUGAAGACAGUGCCCCCUAAAGGCACGGAAACCAAACCCAAGAUGUUCUUCCUGUUCUCCGAUAUCUUGAUCCAGGCUAAGCCGUGCAGCUCCAUGCACCCGACCAACGGCAACAAGUUUUCCUGCCAGCGAGUCUAUCCUCUCAAGGAGUGCACUGUGGACAAAGUGUUUGGUCACACUAAAAGCCAGGGAGGCCUCAUCAGUUUGACCUUCGCAAGAGCCAAGCUCCUCCUCAUGUCCAGCGAUCAGGAGGACAUUAAUGAUUGGUACCGGAGCCUUUGCCUGGCCGUUGGUCAGUUGAAGUCAAAGAACACUGUGGUGCACAGGAGAGAGGAGCUUCUCCGACAACCCCUCCGCUCAGCCAUGGAUGGCCAGCAGAGUCCAGCAGCCUCCCCGCAACCUCAUGGGCGAAAAAGGGCUAUGGUAAGGGAAGAGGGGCCAGAGGGCAGUCAGAGGCCCUGCAGCAGCAGCUCUAGAGCCCCAGCUGGAGAGUGUGCAGUUAGCACCUCCAAGAAGAUAAAGCUCUCUGAGGCUCCUAAUGCAAGGUCCCAGGAGUCCUCGGGCUCGAGCUGUGUCAUUCUGUGAAGAGAUUCAGAUGCUGCUUCAUCAUUUACCAGAAGAGGCUUGAGACUCAGAUUGCAAAAGCUGGUGGUUCAGCUAACGCAAGACAAAGAGGGCCAAUUUAACCACAUGUGUAACAUUAGAGCUGCCUUUAACUUUACCCAAAGAACGCUGUCUGUAGCUCGUUAUCUGUAACAUUUUAAGAGACAUUUUCUCUGAAAUGUUUUAGUUAAGUCUGUUUGAGUACCAAAGAGCAAAACUAAGGGUUUGUUAACUCCUAGCUGUGUGUACACUUCAGUUUUUAUAUAGAACACUUUUAUUUUCUUGUCUGUGUUGUGUGGUGCGUUACACAUAAUGUUGACUGAAAUGUGUCAAAAGUGCCAAACACAUUUAACCAUAUUACGUACUGCAAAAUUGUACAUAACUUUUAUCUGUGGCCUGUUGCGCAUGUUCAUUUAAAGGGGAAUUUCAGUAUUUGUUAAACAUUUCUGCAUAAGUCAGUUAAAGCAGUAUAAACAGUGUGAUUCAGAGUGGUUUGAUUUGAAAUGCUUUGUUCUGGAGAAACUUAAUAACUCUGAGUUCUUUACAGUGAUGAUGGAAACCAGGGGUCGCAACACAAAUGUCUCCAACACAAAUAUUUUAUUUACUCUCCAAAAUGAGAUUUGGGGGAGAAUAAGAUUUUUCUGAGAUUUGAGUUGUAAUUAGCAUAAUGGUGAAAUAAUAUUAGAUAAAAAAAAAAAAACGCCCUGCGUGUAAACAUUCACUACGAAUGUAUUUAAAAUAUAUAUUUAGGCCUAAACCAUAUCUCAAAAUAUGCAUUGAAUGGUAUAACAGGCAUCAGUGAGUGCAUUUGUAACCAUUUCAUGUAAUAACUCUCUGUGAGGGAGCUUUUAGAAACAUUAAUCUCUUCACAUGUCUGGUACCUAUCACCACCAUGGUGAACAUUUCUGAGUCAAUAAGUUUGUCUAGAAUGGAGCAUUUCACAUCAAACCUUUCCAAAUGACAUUUAUGCAGAGAUUCCAGAACAUCUGUGGAAUUUCCCUUCAACUGCUCAUUUUUAUGAUUACUAGCAACAUACACUCCAUUCCUACAUUACUUUAAUAACACCAAACUGUAUAUCAUGUAUUUAAAGGGUAUGUGUUGGAUAUAUAGUGCAAUAUCUGUGGUGCUGCAUGCAAGAUCAGCAUUUGCUUUAUUUUACUACUGGAAUGGUGGAGGUGGUCUCUGAUAUUGCUAUUGAUUGUAAACAAGCUUUACUGUUUUUUUUUUUUUUAAUGAUUAUAGUUAUGCUCUAUGAUCACUCAUUUUGAUUCUUUGAUUAACCAAACUGAUUUGCAUUCUAUGUGUUUUAUCAUGAUAACAUCUGUAAUGUUUGUCUCUAUUGCUGCUGUUUUUAAUAUAUUUGUCGCACUAUAAUGGGAGAAUUAUUGCUAUUGAAAGCUGUUACACUGGUCAAUAUUAGAUCCACAUUCCUUAGGAAUCAAUAAAAUCUCUAUGGUGAGAGUCCACAGA
Messenger RNA from Pygocentrus nattereri (red-bellied piranha), 2867 nucleotides. It is a transcript of the gene arhgef39, whose product is annotated as Rho guanine nucleotide exchange factor (GEF) 39. NCBI's taxonomy places the organism in Eukaryota, Metazoa, Chordata, Actinopteri, Characiformes, Serrasalmidae. Gene Ontology annotation, molecular function: guanyl-nucleotide exchange factor activity. Gene Ontology annotation, biological process: positive regulation of cell migration. Bases 84 to 1379 code for a protein of 431 amino acids. Gene Ontology annotation, cellular component: plasma membrane. The record is from RefSeq and is a predicted model, not a curated record. The transcript has 12 exons.